Messenger RNA from Naegleria lovaniensis, 885 nucleotides. RefSeq lists its product as uncharacterized. The record is from RefSeq and is a predicted model, not a curated record. The coding region runs from base 1 to 885 and encodes 294 amino acids. NCBI's taxonomy places the organism in Eukaryota, Heterolobosea, Eutetramitea, Acrasida, Naegleriidae. The transcript has a single exon. Gene Ontology annotation, molecular function: metallopeptidase activity; protein binding.
AUGCCAUCAAGCAGCUUAAGUUGUCUUCUCAUCAAUGAGCUCGAACAACAGACUCACACUAAAAACAAUAGUACCAGCACAAAUACUUAUAUUUAUAAACUCCAUCCUUUGGUGAUGAUGAAUAUUUUGGAUCAUUAUCAAAGAGUUGCUUUCAACUCAAAGACCGAAAUUAUCGGAUGUUUAUACGGAGAGUUUAGAGAAGGAGGAUACUUUGAAAUUAAGAAUACCAUCCCAUUGAAAUUCAACGAUAACACCACCGAUAUUGAUGUUGCUUAUUAUAAGAAGAUGGAGAGUCUUCAUCAUCGAGUUUAUUCCAACGAUACAUUGAUUGGUUACUAUAGUAUUUCAACAUCGAAAGCUACAGUUGAUAAACAAAUUUAUCAAUCCUUCAAUGAUAACAUUAUGAAGAACCCACUUGUGCUCGAUUGUACCAUCAAUAUCCCUUCAGGAAAUGAGCCACUCACAACAAGAUUGAUAGAUUUCAAAGGAUACAUGAAUAGAGAAUUGACAUUUAAGAAUAAGGUUGUUGGUACUUUAUUUGAACAAGUUAGAGUUGAAUAUCUCAUGUCGGAUAAUGAAAAGUUGUCAAUGAACUAUCUUCAAACCAACAAGUACUUGCAGAGCAAUAUCGUCCUUCAACAAACUAUCCAACAAUUGAAGAAAGAUUUGGAAGAAAUCAACAAAUACUUGACUUCUAACAAGAAGAGCUUUGAAGUUUAUCAUCACUUGUUGUCUGCAUUCCAAGAAUUGAAACCAGUAGAUGAUUUUGAUAAGACUCUCAAUCAACACAACAAGGACUUACUCAUGAUUAUUUAUUUGUCGAACCUCUUGCAACAAAACUUGAAGAUUAAUGAACAAUUGAGCACUACUUCUCAUGACUUGUAA